GGCAAAGUGGGCUGCUCUUCUACCUCGGUUACAGGCUCUAGAUCAUUUGCUGAACUCGGUGACGUGGAGGGAGAGGUUCGUGUCAGUUUGCAUGGGUGAUCAGCAUCCGGAUCGAGACUUGAUUCUUCAGUGGUCGGGGGACAAGUUGGGGGGCCUCCGCUGGGAAGUCAUUGCGAAUUUUUGCAGGGAUGUGCUUCCGGUGCAAGGGCUGCUCCGAAAUUCGUGGGAUCUGAAGAGGUACCUCAAGGGCACAGACGAGUCCGAGAAGAGGAAGGCGCCAACGCAAGAGACGCGCCCCAGCUCGACCGCCAUGCCCUUUGAAGGGCUGCAAAGCGCCAGAGCUUGCGCAAG
Effrenium voratum is the source of this 351-nucleotide messenger RNA. The record is from the annotation of a GenBank genome assembly. NCBI's taxonomy places the organism in Eukaryota, Dinophyceae, Suessiales, Symbiodiniaceae.